Molecule: messenger RNA, 992 nt
Organism: Pogoniulus pusillus (Red-fronted tinkerbird)
Lineage: Eukaryota; Metazoa; Chordata; Aves; Piciformes; Lybiidae
Gene: MYDGF
Product: myeloid derived growth factor
Exons: 6
Coding region: 19-525 (168 amino acids)
Biological process (GO): positive regulation of angiogenesis; positive regulation of endothelial cell proliferation
Source: RefSeq, a predicted model, not a curated record
CGCCGCUUCCUUUCCGAGAUGGCGGCGCCCAGCGGGAGGAGCGGCGGGUGGCUGCGGGCCGCGCUGGCGGGCGCCGCUCUGCUGUGCCUGGCGGCCGGGGCGGCGGAGGAGGAACCGGGCACGGCCGGCUUCGACGUGCGGCCCGGCGGGGAGGUGCACUCCUUCUCCCGGAGCCUGGGGGAUUACAGCUGCACCUUCACCUACUCGGCUCAGGGAGGAACCAACGAGCAGUGGCAGAUGAACGUUGCAGUCAGUGACGACAACCUGCUCUUCUCCUGCUCCAUCUGGAGGCCCCAAGGGAAGUCUUAUCUCUUCUUUACCCAGUUUAAAGCUGAAGUGAAAGGAGCCAAGAUCGAGCAUGCCAUGGCUUAUUCUCAAGCUGCAGUGGGUGCCCAAAGCGACAUCCCCUUAAAACAGGAAGAGUUUGAAGUCACUGAAACCACAGUGUCUCACAGGGAAGGCAAAUUCCGUUUUGAACUCUCCAAACUCCUGAUUGUAGCAAAAACUCCUCGCGAUGAGCUCUGACCCCAGGGCCUGUGGGCCAGAAGAGCAGAGCAAGAGGAUUUCUUUGUUAACUGAGGCUUGUUUUGGGGGUUUUCUUUCUUCUUUUCUUGGGUUUUGGGCUUGGUUUUGUUGGUUUGGGCUUGGUUUUGUUGUUUUGGUCUUGGUUUUGUUGGUUUGGGUAUUUUUUUUCACUGCUUGGUCAAACCUUUUCUGUUUCUCCAUAUCAAAACGGUUGCUGAGGUCCAACACGAGUGGGGUUUGGAGGUGUUUAAAGGCAGAUGCAUUCUGUCUUGUGUCAGAGUAACAAGGUGCUCUGCAGCUGGAAACCUCCUCUGAGAUUCCUGAUCUGCAAAAGCAGCCAUCCUGUCACCAGCUCUCUGCUUGCCUGAUCUGCUGAAUAUGGUAAAGCUCCCCUGGAACAGGGGCUCCUUAUCUCCCUUGCUGGGAAAGAGCAAUGCAGGAAGAUAAGUGGCUGGCAAAAAAGGGAA